UCCACCAUCCAGUGGAACAAUGAUCACCAUUUGCCACUCUCCCCUCCAAAGAUGCCCACCACAACCAGAUUUUCCUCUCAAAAUUCCUAAGAAACGAUCCUUUCCUCUCUCUCGAAUUUUCCAAAAACGAUCAUCCCAAGGACCUGGGUAAAAUUUUUUUUGGCGGGUAUUGAGUCGCCCCUCGACGACAGCGCCAACGAUUCACGUGCAAUUGUUACGUCCCUGUGUAUUACAUUCGCGUAGUCAACACAACGGCAUCGCAACGAACAAGCUAGAUGGCAAUAAUAAAUAAAUAAAAACAGUGUAAAAAAAAAGUAGAAAAUCAACAAAUGGCCGUAGUAAACUUCGAAAAAAGUGUUCCAACAUAAAGUGCUGUGUGAUAAUGCUCUUGUCAUCGAUGAAUCGAUGGAUUAAUUAUAAAAUUGAGUGGUUGGGAAUACGAAUAAGAGAAUUUGGUGCACCUCAAGCUGAUGAAAUUGGAGCAAUUGUUCAGUAUUAAAAUAGUGUUGAUUUUGUUGACAGCGGAAAAUAAUAAGCGCAUGUAAUAAUAAAUCAUUGUUCGAUUAAAAAUCGUGGGAUAUCAGUUGUAGAACGGUUAUUACAUUUGUUUCCUCGUGCCCUGGAGCAAGAUGGCCGCUCACGAUCAUAUGACGUUGAAGCGUGUAAUACUAUUGACAAAGAUGGUGAGAAGUAUGCGGUCGACAGGCCGCUACAAGUGGAACUGUCGACAACACUGACUGAAAAUUGUCUGGUGAGGGUGGCGGGUAAACAAGAAGGGGCCAGGCCAAAGGGGCCAAGCACACGGGUCACUGAUACUCGUGAUGCAUAUGAUCACUUUGAGUGGAGAAAUGAUCAUAAUUAUUCACAUAUUAUGGAUAUGCAUGCCGUUGAUAAAAAUGAUAAAACGGCAAUGCGUUGCGAUGCUUGCGAUCAAUUUGUGAAUAAUAGCAGUAGUAAUGUUAAUAAUGUCAAUGAUAUUGAGACUAUUGUUUGUACGAGUUGUGUCAACGUAACGCAGACAGUACAAUCACCGUCCAGUUCUUUGUCAUCAUCAACGGACUCACAACCACCGACCCCACCACCUAGACAGAGCUCAAAUGAGCCGUUGUCAACGAGGGAUUAUGUUUAUUUUGAUACAGUCGAUAGUGUCAAUGGACAAAACAACGAACGAACGAACUUCCCUGUUACUGGUGCAAAGAUAAACGAAGCAUCAUCAUCCCUGCGCGACGAUAAAAAUUCUCGUCGUGGCUCAUGGUCAGGCGCUUCAAGCAAGCGUAAUUGUCCAAAGAGAUCACCCUCCCUGCCCCUUCUAGUAACCCGAUGGACUUGCAUCCGCUGCUUGCAAACAAAUUGCUGCAGUGCAACUCCCAUCUGCACAGCUUGCGGUGCAAGUUCAACAAUAGCACAAACAAAUGGUAAUCUCAUAGGUGUUAGACGUGGUAAAAGAUUGAAGGCCCUGAAGCUGAGCAACAAGCAAGAGUCAAAAGUUGAUCUUGUUGCUACAGUGACAUGUGGCCUGGUGUCACGUGUACUAGACAUCGGCUGUGCUAAUAUUGGCUCAGCAGCUGUACUGGAUCGAGAUCUUGGUAUGGCACAACUGAGUGGCUUCAAUCGAGGUGACAGAGUACAAACCCAUCGUGAAGAUUGGCAGUUGGUGCAAGUUGAUACGAUGGAACCAGGUGUACUAUCAUUUGGUGAUACAUCUGAUUCAUCGCAACGUUCUCCAAAACGUCAAAGUCCCUCGGUUUAUGAGCGUGUCAAGUCUAAAGUGAGUCGGUCAUUGUCAAACGGCUCAGUUGUUCAAAAAAUCACGGGCGAUAGUCACGAUGUACAGCGACCAACGAGCCUGAUUGUCGCCGAGACACAUAACAGUACUGAUGAUACACUAUGGAGCUGUGAUAAUUGCACACUCGACAAUGCACCUGAAUUAGAGCAGUGCGAGGCAUGUGAAGCACCGAGAAGUCCAGCACCAUGUAGUGGUGUUGUUAUAAGUGUACCCUCUUGGGAGCCACGUCCACUGUCAUCAGCUGGUCCACUAUCAUACAGACGUUCAUUCUCGGAAGUCGAGAGUGUUGCUAGUUCAAUGCAAAAAAAAUCAGUCAAUCGACGGAGUUUGAAUGAUAAUGAACCACCGGCCGUACCACCUCACUCUGUUGGUUUUAAUUCUAGGCCUAAGUACUCGUACAUUGGUAUUAGUGACCCCGAUACUCCACCACCAUUGCCGAAGAAACAGAGCAGUAAAUUGGCACUAAAUGUAACACGUGCACACAGUGAAUCAACAAGUCCUGUUGAUACACCUGGUACAAGUCCUCUUAAGCGAAUGUGGACAUGUCGAAAGUGUUCAUACGCUUACAAUCCACUGUGGUCAACUGGUUGUGAUAUAUGCAGUUCAUUGAGAACACCGCCAUCAUUGCUACAGCCUAGUUUGAUAACUGUUACUAAGGACGGUGUAAGUGGACGUGGCAAAGUUCAAUCACCCAUUGUUGUGUCAAGAGAUAGUGUCAGAUAUAUCCCAAGAGCAACACUGGCUACUGCUGAGUCUGAUCUUGAUGAUCAGAUUGAAGUGCCAACACCAGCAUGGACGUGCAGAAAGUGUACAUUAUUGAAUCCAUCUACGAGAACAACUUGCGAAGCUUGUGGUGGUUCAAAGCUCCGGAGUGUUACUCAUCUGGAGGAUCCAACGCUGAGAAAGGGUGAGAGCUGGGUAUGUCCAUCGUGCACCCUGAGAAAUCCAUUGACCGCCCAGAAUUGCAAUGCUUGCAAGACAAUGGCGGACUUUCUCGAGGUGCCACGUGACAAUCGAACACCAUCAGCACAACGAAGUUCCAGCCCGAGAUUGUCUGGUGGAGUUAGCAACGUUAAAGUCACAACACCGAGACACAGUAGAAAUUCAGUGAGACGAAAUGGGCCCACGUCACUGGGUGAGAAGAGACACUCCAGGAUCAAAGAACCCGGGCAAACUCAGUGGCAGUGUAAACUUUGCACCUAUGAGAACAAAAGUACGAAUGGUACCUGUGAGAUGUGCCAAAGCUCCAAGACUCUGUCCCAAACACCUGGGGAUAGGCUGCGGCUCAGUGAGCCUGGAGCUAGUACUCUCAGAAUCCAGCGACAGGAGAGCGUUGUGAUGGAAAAUCUGAGGCACAUCGAGGAGCGGGAGGCCUUGGAGAAGUGGGAGAGAAUAGUUCGUUAUUGUAAGGAAACCAAUGAACCAUUCGUUGAUGAUUCGUUUCCUCCAGCGCCAAAAUCACUGUAUUAUAAUCCUGCUGAUACGAAAGAUAACCAUGUAGUUCAAUGGAGAAGACCACACCAGAUAAAUGUCGAUUCAAGUGUAGAUUCCACACUGCCCUGGGCGGUCUUUAGAACCCCAUUACCAUCGGACAUAUCGCAGGGGGUUUUGGGUAAUUGUUGGCUCUUGUCGGCAUUAGCUGUCUUGGCUGAGAGUGAUGAGCUUGUGAAGAGGGUCCUGGUCAUGAGAGAGACAUGUCCUGAGGGUGCUUAUCAGGUUAGAUUGUGCAAGGAUGGCAAAUGGACGACUGUUCUCGUUGAUGAUCUUUUGCCGUGCGACAAAAGGGGUCAUCUUGUCUAUUCGCAAGCAAAGAGAAAACAACUGUGGGUGCCACUCAUUGAGAAAGCUGUCGCCAAGAUCCAUGGUUGCUAUGAGGCAUUAGUCUCGGGUAGAGCUAUCGAAGGACUUGCUACGUUAACUGGCGCCCCUUGUGAAAGUGUGCCUUUACAACCCUCAGCACUACCGAGUGAAGACGAACUCGAUAAGGAUCUCAUUUGGGCACAAUUGCUUUCUUCGAGGCAAGCUAUGUUCCUGAUGGGCGCCAGUUGUGGGGGUGGAAAUAUGAAAGUUGAUGAGGAAGAGUACCAGAGGAAGGGUCUGAGACCGAGGCAUGCAUAUUCAGUUCUUGAUGUCCGUGAUGUUCAGGGAAUCAGACUCCUCAGGCUGAGGAAUCCUUGGGGCCAUUACAGCUGGAAGGGAGAUUGGUCGGAUGACAGUCCCAUAUGGACACCUCAACUGAGGGAAAUGUUGAUGCCUCAUGGCGCGUCUGAUGGAGUAUUUUGGAUAUCUUUUGAUGAUGUCCUCAAGUACUUCGACUGCAUCGACAUAUGUAAGACUAGAGUUGGAUGGAGUGAAGUCCGGCUUCGAGGCACCCUACCUCCAUUGUCGUCAUUGCGACAUCUUUCAUGCGUUCUUUUGACUGUUCUUGAACCCACGGAAACGGAAUUUACACUAUUUCAAGAGGGCCAGAGGAACUCGGAGAAGUCUCAACGAUCGCAGUUGGAUCUUUGUGUUGUUGUAUUCAGGACUAGAUCGCCAGCUGCCCCUGAGGUGGGACGACUUGUGGAGCAUAGCAAACGACAGGUUCGGGGGUUUGUUGGGUGUCACAAGAUGCUGGAGAGAGAUUUGUAUAUUGUUGUUUGUUUGGCGUUCAAUCAUUGGCACACAGGGAUGGAGGAUACCUCCAGCUAUCCUGAAUAUGUUCUUGCUAUUCAUAGUUCAAAACGAUUGCUGGUGGAACAAAUAUCACCACCGGCUUUUGUACUCGCUGAUGCUAUCAUCAGUCUGACGUUGGCGAAGGGGCAACGUCACGAGGGGAGAGAAGGCAUGACAGCCUACUAUUUGACCAAAGGAUGGGCAGGGUUAGUUGUGAUGGUUGAAAAUCGUCACGUCAAUAAAUGGAUUCACGUUAAAUGCGAUUGUCACGAGAGCUAUAAUGUUGUCUCGACAAGGGGUCAAUUGCGCACUGCCGAUAGUGUUCCACCGUUGCAUCGACAAGUAAUAAUUGUGUUGACCCAACUCGAGGGUAGCGGUGGCUUCUCCAUAGCUCAUCGCCUAACACACAGAUUAGCAAAUAGUGGUAACUUACAUGACUGGGGUCCACCAGAUACUCAGCAUUGUCCACCAAUUGAUACUCAGGUCGAGGGAUUGCACAGUCCUCGGCUGAUCACGUGAAUUACAACACGUCUGUGCAGCGAUAUUUUGAAGGACUUGAAAAAAAUAGAGAAGGAGAUAUUGAGAUAUGGGAUAAUUAAACGCUGUGAAAAUAAACUCAUCAUCUUCUUUCGUUAUUGUAAUGAAAUGAUACUGUAUGAUUCAAUGUGAUGAAAAAAAUCCAUGACAAAAAGGAUAUUUAGACGUGGAUGAAGGUGAUAGUUCAAUAAAAAUUGUCUCGUUUUUUUAAAUUAUCAGUGAAACUUGAUUAUGCCGUAAGUUAACGUAAUUGAAUUGGGGAGAAAAUAUUUGCGUUCGUUAAAAAAAACAGUUCAUGUUGAUCAGUAAUUGAGGAGAGACAAAUCUAUCAAUUUUUGCUUGAAUAUUAUAAGGAAGAAAAAAAAAGGAAAAAUUAUUUUCUCAACGUAACGUUUAAGUGUCGUAAUGAGUGAAUGUCGGGACUUCAUGAGAAAGCAUAACAAAGUUUACUGUGACGCAUAGGAAAUUAAUUUUUUUAAACGUGGACCACUUUGUUUCAAACUUCGUUAAUUUAUCGAAUUUUCCAUUGUUUUGUCAAUUAAAGUAUUAAAUAAGCAUUUUGUAUUGUGUCUCAUGAUUAAUUGUUUCUCCUAAAAUUUGUGGUUAAAUUAAUUUCAUGUAAGGUGAAUGCAUUUAAUCAGAGUGCUACGAUACCAAAGAUAUUUGCUGACAUAAUGGUAAUGAUGUUCGAUUUUUAUCCAAUUAACGAUAAUUGAACCUAGAUAUUCUUCAUUGCAUUAUGAUAUUUCAUGGGUGGUUUGAAGUUGAAUAAUAUAGAUCACUCUGAGAGUUUAUUACAACCUUCAAUUCAUCCGGGAAUCAUGUGAUCAUGAAAAUGAUAAUAAUAGUUUGGCUAAGUGUCCUGUCAUUGUCUUCAAUUAUGAGAGAAUUUUAUUAUUUUUAUUAAGUCGUCGCACUGAUUUCGUAUUAUUCUUUUAUACAAAUGCAUUCAUAGCACAAAUGAUAUUUAAUAAAGAGUAUAAUUUUGUUAUUUGAUAAUGUGAAGAUUAUAUUCGAGCGUUUAUAAGUAUUCGGUUUGUAUUUGUUUAACGCACAAAAUAAGUUGUAUUUGCAGAUCUUGGGCUUGAUUGUUCAAAUUUUUUGAUGAAGUUGUGACACUUACUGAACAAUCUACUCAUUCGCAAAAUAAAAUACGUUCGAAAAAUUCGAUGUUUAGAGUAAGAGUUAUGCAAUAACAAUUAUUUUAAUGAAUUAUUCACCUAGCAUUACGUGCAUUUUUACGAAAAAGUCAAAAGAUAUUUUUUUUUCAGCCAGGGAAACUAUGAGAAGCUCAAUCAAUAUUUUUCUCAAAACCCAAUCGUUGAGGAGAAAGAAUAGCAAUAAGUUUUGCGACUUCAUCAUUGAAUUGUUCUGAAUGGAGUAUUUCACGUCAACUAAGUGAAGUUUGCGCAUAAUUAAAAAAUGCCUUGAUAACUUUUGAAAAAUAUUCGAGGUAAACUGACUACACUGACUUGUGCUCGCUGAAUUUGGUGUUUAGUAUUGGAAUCCUGUACAGGAGUCGUAAAGAUAAAUAGAUUAAAUACGAAAUUAUCUCGACAAUGAGCAAAUCUAUGAGAAAAUGGGUGAAAAUAUUUUUCGUUGCUGAAGGAAUUCUCUGCAAGAAGUUAUCGCGACAUUUAUCUAUAAAAUUAUUUUCAUAACAAUGUGUGAGAAAAGAUUUUUCUACUAAAAAAUCUACUUUCCCGUACACUGUGAUGAAAAAUAUUGUUCGAUACUCGUGAGAGGAGCAGUUUCUGGUUCGUGGGAUUAUAUCACUCGCCUUCGACUGGUGCUAAACUUCGCACAAGCCAAAAACUUUUUCUGAAUUGGCUGCAAAAUAUACUAUUGUUAUCGAGACAAUUAAACAAUUAACAAUUAAUGACAUCCACUGCGUUUUACGACUUCAUCACUGAAUUAUACUAUGAAUGUUGAGUGAUUUGUUCAAUAUAAUCUUAAAAAUAAUUCUGCCACUGUUGUCACUUGAUUACGGUUCUUGGUUAAUUAAAUUUAACUAAUAAAAUGGAGAUGCAUCUCAAGAGGAGAAAAAUUAUGAAAAAUUGAAUUACAUGAUAUCGGUCAAUUGGUUGUGUGCUGUGAGACAUCUCGAACAAUUGCAUAGUUAAUAAUCCCUGGUAAACAAACGUCAAACUGCCAUAUUCCACGACCCGAGGCAAUGGUGCGAGUGGCGUACAGUGAUUGAAAUUUAUUCCGAUAUUCAAAAGAGAGAAAAACUUAUUUGGGAGACAAUACCUUAACAAAAAUAGAACUGUGAUGCUUUUCUGAUCGAAGGAGAGUAACUCUCGGUUCAAAUAAAACCAUUUCAUCCAUUGAGAAUGAAAAUGAACUUGAAAGAAAAAUGAACCUAUCAUCUUGAUUUCGAUCCUGUUCUAGAGAACGCGUGAGGGCACGCCUCUAUUAUUUAAAAAAAUUGUGAAGUUGUGGAAUAUCAAUUGAUACUGUGUCAUGAGAGAAAACUCUCAAUGCCGACGAAAUAUUUUUUAAUAAACCAAAAAUUUCAACUCAAUUUUGUUUUUUCGUCAACAUUUCAUUCGACGAAUGCAAUCAAUCAACUAGUGUCUAUUUCAACCGAAGGGAAAACAAAAAUUGAAGAGCAAAACUAUUCACUGCAACCAAUUAAUCACAAUAAAUAGAUAAUUAGAUGACGAUUCAUAUGUGUGUGCAUGUGAGCCACGAUUAAUCACCGAAAACUCAUUGACUGCAGGAUUAAUAUCAGAUGACAAUUGAGCUGACCAUUUGUGCCAUAAACAACCACCACCGAGAGAAGGAAAACAAAUAAAAA
Molecule: messenger RNA, 7778 nt
Organism: Diachasmimorpha longicaudata
Lineage: Eukaryota; Metazoa; Arthropoda; Insecta; Hymenoptera; Braconidae
Product: calpain-D-like
Exons: 4
Coding region: 872-4960 (1362 amino acids)
Biological process (GO): proteolysis
Cellular component (GO): cytoplasm
Molecular function (GO): calcium-dependent cysteine-type endopeptidase activity
Source: RefSeq, a predicted model, not a curated record